Messenger RNA from Aspergillus campestris IBT 28561, 1112 nucleotides. RefSeq lists its product as uncharacterized. The record is from RefSeq and is a predicted model, not a curated record. NCBI's taxonomy places the organism in Eukaryota, Fungi, Ascomycota, Eurotiomycetes, Eurotiales, Aspergillaceae. The coding region runs from base 231 to 1112 and encodes 293 amino acids. The transcript has 3 exons. Gene Ontology annotation, biological process: microtubule-based movement. Gene Ontology annotation, cellular component: cytoplasmic dynein complex; cytoplasm. Gene Ontology annotation, molecular function: dynein intermediate chain binding.
CACUACAACAUUGCAGCUUAAUUCUCCCACGAAGGACCACUACCAUUGAGCAGUAUCACUUGCUGUGGACACAAUAACUGCAUACUUAAUCAGACAACAACCCCACCAAGCAAUGCCCUAGAACAACUUAAGCAUCCCGCACUUCACCGCAAACCCCCACCGACAAACAAACAAACCACCACCACAACAACAACAACAACAACAACAACGAUAACAAUCAUACCACCACCAUGGCGCAACAAGCAGCGGUCCCCCAGCACGUCACGGCCCUCCUUUCGCACCUUACCUCCCGGCCCGGUGUGCAGUCGACUUUUAUUCUCUCGCGGAAAGAUGGGUCGAUCAUCCAGAGUACGGGGUUAGGGAUGGAGGUUCCUGCUUCUGGUCCUGCGACUAAGGGGGUGGAGAAGAUUGCCAGGAGUGAGCCGGAGGAGAAUGAUAAUAAGGAUAAUGGUGGGAAUGAGGCCAACAAUGACGGGAGCAAUGGGAAGAGCAUUGAUGAUGGGGAUAAUAAGGAUGAGAAUGAAGAUGGGGACGGCAAGAGCAAAGACGAUGACGACAAGAGUGCCAAUAGCGACAACGACGGCGACAGCGACAAUGACGACAGUUUCGACGACGCCAGAAGCGACAAGAGUGAUAAUCCUGAGACAACUCCACAGACGGACGCCAACGAGGCCCCCAAACCAUUACCCCCACCCCCACCGAACAACUACAACCACCACAACAACCGCAACCAACCCAAGAACCAGAGCCCACCAUCCUACGCGGAGACCCUCGCAGCGGCAGUCUUCUCCUUCGUCACCAACGCAACAGAGCUCACCGCAUCGCUGGCGCAACCCCCGCCAGCAGACGAACCCACCACCAACAACAACAACAAUAACAGCAACCACCCAACCAGCGCCUCGCGCACUGAAUCCACCGGCCGCGAAGACGGCGAGGCAGAAGCAUCAGGCAGGGAAGACGACGACGAAGUCAAGCUGCUGCGCAUGCGGACCAAGAAGCACGAGAUUGUCGUCGUGCCGGAUAGGAAGUAUCUGCUUUGUGUGGUGCAUGAUGCGACGCACAUGUCUGGUGGGGGUGGGCCUCCUGGUGGAUCUGGGGUGAGGGGGAGGUAG